Aspergillus homomorphus CBS 101889 is the source of this 950-nucleotide messenger RNA. Its product is annotated as YdcF family protein. The record is from RefSeq and is a predicted model, not a curated record. Bases 106 to 921 code for a protein of 271 amino acids. The transcript has a single exon. Gene Ontology annotation, cellular component: plasma membrane. Lineage: Eukaryota; Fungi; Ascomycota; Eurotiomycetes; Eurotiales; Aspergillaceae.
CAUUUAUUCCACGGCAGAACUUUGAUCGAGAAACACGAUCAAUUCUAAGCAGUCAUUGAGCUAUCCCUAAACAUUCUAUUCAAUUCACUGGCACUCGUGCAUAAAAUGUCAACCAUCGACCCUCAAGACAUCAACCUGAUUUCCACUUUCCUCGCCCACGAGCAAUUCCCCGCAGCACAGCCGCCCCCCCAUGCAGUCGACUGCAUUGUGAUCUGCGUGUCCGCCAUCCUUUACCAGGCCGAAGCGGUGUUCACAUUCCUCGCUGCAAACCCGCACGCCACCAAGACCCUGGUCUUCUGCGGCGGGAUUGGCCACUCAACCCCUUACCUCUAUGAGGCCGUGUCGAACAACCCCAAGUACGCGCACCUUGCACCAGAAAUUCAAGGCCAGCCGGAAGCCCGCGUGCUUCACACCAUCUUCACCAAAUGUUUCGAGGCUGUGGCCUCGGGCUUCCGGAAGGCUGGGGGCAACCUUCUGGUUGAGGACCAGUCCACGAAUUGCGGACAGAACGCGAUAGACACGAGGCGCCUGCUGGAAAGGAACGCCAUCCCGGCACCUAAUUCCGUAAUUAUCGUUCAGGAUCCCACCAUGGCCCGAAGGACGAUUGCCUCAUUCGUCAAGGCCUUUAAGCCGUCCACCCCGGAUCUAUUAAGCUGGCCAAUCAUAGUGCCCCGGGUCAGCUUGCAGGAGAACAAUGAGUUGGCGUACGAUGUAGAGGGAAUCCCUGCAGAGAGCUUGUGGACGAUUCCUCGCUUUCUAGGACUAUUGAUGGGUGAAAUACCGCGGUUGAGAGAUGAUGAGCACGGCUAUGGGCCUCGGGGUAAAGGGUUCAUCGAUCACGUCGAUAUUCCUCAGGACGUUGAGAGAGCGUUUCAUGGCUUGGAACACGGGAUGCUAAGAUCGGAACUAGCCAAGAGAUAACCGUGAUUGGUCCAGCUCGGCCUAUGCAC